This is a messenger RNA of Oryzias melastigma (Indian medaka), 3886 nucleotides long. Its product is annotated as palmitoyltransferase ZDHHC20. Gene Ontology annotation, molecular function: protein-cysteine S-palmitoyltransferase activity. Bases 34 to 1182 code for a protein of 382 amino acids. The record is from RefSeq and is a predicted model, not a curated record. Gene Ontology annotation, biological process: synaptic vesicle maturation; peptidyl-L-cysteine S-palmitoylation; protein targeting to membrane. The transcript is spliced from 13 exons. Gene Ontology annotation, cellular component: Golgi apparatus; endoplasmic reticulum. NCBI's taxonomy places the organism in Eukaryota, Metazoa, Chordata, Actinopteri, Beloniformes, Adrianichthyidae.
GCCACGCCCUGUUCCCCCAGCAGAGGGAGAAAGAUGGCGCCCACGCACGUACUGAGAUGCUGUCAACGGGGUUUAGCAUGGAUUCCCGUGGUUUUUAUCGCCCUUGUCGUCUGCUGGUCCUAUUACGCGUACGUGGUGGAGCUUUGUAUAUUCACAAUUCCCAGUAUAGCAGAACAGAUUUUCUACUUGAUUUUCUUCCACCUCUCCUUCAUCAUGUUUGUGUGGUCCUACUGGAAAACCAUCUUCACCAAACCUGCCAACCCCUCCAAAGAGUUUUGCCUUCCGAAGGCGGAAAAGGAGUGCUACGAGAAGGAGGCGAGACCAGAGUCUCAGCAGGAGAUUCUGUGGAGAGUGGCGUCUAACCUGCCUCUGUACACGCGCACCGGAACCGGAGGGAUCCGAUACUGUGACCGCUGUCAAGUCAUCAAACCAGACCGCUGUCAUCACUGCUCUGCUUGCGAUACGUGUGUGCUGAAGAUGGACCACCAUUGCCCCUGGGUGAACAACUGUGUUGGCUUCUCCAACUACAAGUUCUUCAUCCUGUUCCUGGCUUACUCGCUGGUGUACUGUUUGUUCAUCGCCGCCACAGUUCUGCAGUAUUUCAUCAAGUUCUGGACGCUUUGCCGGAGGAAAUCGGCAGAGAACUGUCCAAAGAAUGAGCUGCAGGACACUCACGCCAAAUUCCACGUCUUGUUUCUUUUUUUUGUGGCGGCCAUGUUCUGCAUCAGUAUUUUGUCCCUCUUCAGCUACCACCUGUGGCUGGUAGGCAAAAACAGAUCCACCAUAGAGGCGUUCAGAGCUCCAGUUUUUAGAUCGGGCUCUGAUAAAAACGGCUUCUCUUUGGGUUUCCGGAAGAACAUCGCUCAAGUCUUUGGAGACCAGAAGAAGUACUGGCUGCUGCCCAUCUUUACCAGUCAGGGAGAUGGUCUGACGUUCCCCACCAGACUGGUCAACGCUGAUGCAGAGCAAGCCGCUGUGACGCUGCACCAAGAGCCCAACAAAAGCACGGUUGAUGUCCCCGCCGGUCCGUUCGGCGACUCUCAGAACCACCUGCUGAGCGACGAGCAGCGAGGCAGCAACAUGGAAGAUUUCCUGGCUGACGGCGCUCUGGAAUCGAGCGAUCACGCCUCGUUCGGCCUCACAGCAGAGACCUGUACAAUCUCCAUGGACAGCGAGUCCUAACCAGGAGCCACUCCUCAUUUAAUACGAUGCCUUAAGCAACCCAGCAGUGAAGUUCAUCUCCAUGGCAACGCUUUGGUAGUGCACCUGCAUCUCCCUCACAGGAAUUAUGGACCUGAAGUCCACUGGCUCAUGGCAACUUACUCAUUUUUAUGGUUUUCCUCAACCCUACAAGCACUUAACUAUAUAAGGAAAUGUGAUGCAAGACAGAAACUCCCCCGCUAGUUCAACAUUUGCUGUUUCUUGCACGAAGUGACGAGGGGGAGGUAUCUUCUAGUCCUCGAGGUUCUCUCCAUUUUAAACCUUUUGUGCCAAAAACUCCCCCCUCUGAGCUCGCCAGGAGUUAUUUUACAGACGACAAGCUGCAAUACAUACGUGUGUGUGUUGGGUUUACUUUCAAGUCCUUAGAAAGGCGGAAGGUGAAUCACUUUAGCCAUGAGGCCGUUCAGUGUGUCUUACUUUUAUCUAAUGGUCUGUUGUUGCACCUCAUGAAAUGGGGGGCGGGUUCCGCCAAAUCAAGGACUGUCUGUCAUAAGCAGGAUUUUGUGUAUGGAGGGGGUCUGGAUAUCAGAGCACAAGAUGACACAUUUGCACUUUGUUGUUUUCCAGUGUCCAUCAAAAAAAGUGCUGCUUUUUAAGGAUGUUCUCUUUUUUUUCCAAAACAAAACUUUAUGGUAUGACUGACUUUGCUGAAAAUUCAUUAUCAUAUCACAGUUUAAAAAUACUUUAUAAACAUUUGUUUUCUUUAUAAAUAGCAGAUUUUUAAUCAUGUUGCUUAGAAAGUACUGUUUAACUUCAAAAACGUUUUUUUAUUGCCAAGUGCUUGAGCUUUUACCAACACUCUGCCAAAAAAGGGCUUGAAAGUCAGGAGGUCAUCAGGACCUGAAGUGUGUACAGCCUCCUAGCUUUAUUUAUAAAAACAAAAACUCACCAGUCAGUGUCAUUGUAACCAAAUUGUAUUCAGCCGUUGCUGUGGUGCAAUAAUUUACACAGGAAAUGAGUUCUUGUUUCGGAUUAUGAUGUCUAUGUAGUACCAGUGCUGACCAGUAGGUGGAGACAUUGUAAGCUCAAUUUUAUUUUUUUCCAAUUUUGCAUCCAUCUGGUAUUGGUUUCCACAAGAGCAUCACUGUCGUAAUUUUCCGUAUUUCUGAUCAGCUGUAAAGAGUGGCCUCUCCAUUCUCUGUCUGUAUAACUGGAGCCAGGUCCAAUAGUGACUUGUUGAAAAGAGCCUCAGCUCAGUGGUGAACCGUCUCGUAUCGAUGUCAAAAGUCUAGAAUGUGAAUCAGUGUCAGCCAAAAUCUUUCAAAGGAUUCUUUUAUUUUUUAUCACAGAAACACUUUUCUUCAGGAAUGAAACCAACCCUUCUCAUUUUCCAAAGCUGGUUUGGGGCAUCCGAUCUCACCAGACUCCGGGGUUGUUGUGUAUGUUUACAGCUGUUUUCUAUUGUGUAUCAUGAGUUAAGUCAGAGAAACAAGUGUGUUAAAACACAGUCGGGUCUUUAAAAGCGUUAGAUUUAGGGGUUUAAAAUGAAAAAAUAAAAAGGUGUUUUGAAAAAGUUCUUUAUACUUUAUAACUUUCCUCAAGCGUUUUUAAUUGUUUUACAAAGCAUCAUCAUUUUGUUACUGUAUUAUUACACUGUGCUUAAAUCUCAGAGUAGCAUUUUAAAUUAACUGAACAUUAUUCAAGUUUAAGAUCUGGAGGACUUCACCUCGCAUGAAAGCGUUUUAUUUUGAAAGGUCAAGUUUUGUACCACCUUAGGACUUUGGGCCAUGGCUAUAAAUGCUGGAUCUGUGGUUGUUGGACGGUGGUUCUCUGGGUCAGGCGUGUGUCUUUUGUAAUGCUUCAGUGACCGUGCUGCUUUUGUAACACUGUCUUCUUGAGUGAAACGGCUCUGUGAUGUAAGGACAUUUGUGUGUUCACACACGGGGCGGUGAAAAAGCUGAAGUUGUACCUCCAUUUUUGAUUCUAAAAAUUAUUAUUAUUUUUUUUUUUUAUGUAAUCAUUGUUAAUGUUUUUCUGCAGUUUUUGGUCUGUAUUGUGUUCCAAAGUCUCUACAGUAGCUACAUUUUUUUUAAUUUAAAAAUUCUUUUUUCUUUUUUGCUGAUCUGUAUUUGGCAAAGAACCUUUUUCUUAAUGCACCCUUUGGCCCAACUUGUUGUUUUGUCGCCCCACAAUCAUGAUUUAUUAUUUUAGCUCAACAUAUUAGAAGUCUAAAAGCAUCUUAAUAGAUUAAACUCAAACAAAAAUCAAAAAUGAGGGAGCAAUGGAAACGCUUUUUCACGGUUCUGUCCAGAACUUGCUCCAAAGCAUGGCACUGUUCAAACAUUUGCUACCACGGGGGCAGUUUUUGUCUCUCAACCACCUGAACAUGAGGAGCGGUGUCCUGUCUCUGUUAGCUUUUCUCUGGUCUGCAUAAACCUAACAAGCCAUAAAAACUCCUGUGAAAACAGAAGGAUUGAAAAAUCUCAGUCUAACGUUACUUUUUUCUUCAGGCUGACCUGCUUGUCGCUACGUUUUGGUUCCUUUUUUUUUAAGUGUCUUAUUUUCCAACCUUUAUGUAUAUAUUGAUUAAUGUAAGAAACUUGGCAUAUAUUUUUCUUGUCUAAUUAAUUUCAUUGUUGAUAUUUUGUGAAUGAAGUACAUGUCUGUACACAGUUAACGUAUAAAUAACAAUAAAUGUGUUUUUUAACUACCUGUUUAAUUUGAA